Molecule: messenger RNA, 2058 nt
Organism: Penicillium canariense
Lineage: Eukaryota; Fungi; Ascomycota; Eurotiomycetes; Eurotiales; Aspergillaceae
Product: RsfS/YbeB/iojap family protein
Exons: 1
Coding region: 1-2058 (685 amino acids)
Biological process (GO): mitochondrial gene expression; mRNA stabilization; mitochondrial proton-transporting ATP synthase complex assembly
Cellular component (GO): mitochondrion
Source: RefSeq, a predicted model, not a curated record
AUGAGCAGGGCUCUUUUACGAAGGGCUGCAUGCCCUUCAUGUCACCAUGAGGUUCUUCGAUCCUUCCUUGCUGUUACAGGCGUGCCGAUGCCCCGAUAUACCUACGUCCUACGUCCCAGCUUCAAUUCCAGGGCUUUCUCCGCAGUAGGAUCGUUGCGCUCUGAUCCACCCCCUGUCUCGAGUAUCCCAGCGAUCAAUACGUCGCCGGCGGAAGAAGACUCUGUGAAGUCAGAAACAAGCACGCCGGCUACAUCGCACGCCCCCUGGUACUUGCAGGAAGAACAGCAAGCUACCGAGGAGCGCCCUGUACCAGGUGAUCAUAUUCCAGAGAUCCCCGAAAAUUCCCCCGAAAUACUCCCCGUCCUUCUCGACUACACGUACAAGGACCUUGGCUUGGAUCAACUGAAGCUCUUCGACUUACGAGGCCUUGAUAUUCCUGCGGCAUUGGGUGCCAAUGUGAUCAUGAUUGUCGGAACAGCGCGCAGCGUGAAGCAUUUGAAUGUUUCAGCUGACCGUCUUUGCCGGUGGUUGAGAAGCAAGUAUAAGCUUUCCCCAUAUGCCGAUGGACUGCUGGGACGCAAUGAGUUGAAGAUCAAACUCCGUCGCAAGGCCAAGCGGGCGCGUGCGGCGAGCCACGCUGGCACCACCGUCGAUGAGAAGGACGACGGAAUUACCACAGGCUGGAUUUGCGUGAAUGCAGGCGUGGUGGACAGAAACGCGGCGAAGACAGAUCUCAAGGAUGCUGGAUUUGAAGGCUUCGGGCAACUGGAAACUGGCACGAACGUGGUGGUCCAGAUUUUCACGGAGGAGAAAAGGGCUGAUCUUGAUCUGGACGGUUUGUGGCAAAAGACUUUGGAGCGGGCUGAGCGAAACCGGCUGCGGGACGAGUCCGAAGCAGAGCCCAGCAAAGAGUAUUCAACAAGCAACCGCCCAUCUUUUGGAGGCAUCGGUAAUUCCAAUGGUCAGAGGAGGAGCAUGCAUACCGCUCGCCGCACUGUGAGCCCCGGCACUGAACACGAAACAUUGAGUCUGGAUGCUGCUUUGGCUGCGACCUCCGCCACAGCGGAAGCUCCUGGGCUCGAAAUGAGCACGGAUUCCUUGCUUCGCAUGCUGGUCUCGCUUCCUCACGAAAAUGCCAGAGCUGAGCUCGGAACUGGUCCUGACGACUACAAGUCUACUGUUUUCCUGCAGCUCCUCUAUGCCAGCCUUACAGCUGACAUGUCCGCUCGAGAUAUCGCAGUUCUUCGCAUGAAGCUGUACUCUAUUGCAGUCUCUCGGCAACAUCCAGCAUAUAGCAAGGAUGCUUUGUUCAAGGCCUUCAGCGAACUUCUUCAGGAUGGGUAUGAGCUGGAAGACGACCUCGCAUUCGAUGCGGUUGGUGCACUGUUGGCGCCGCGGUCAGCUCAGGACCCGAACGAUCAGCCUGUAAACUACCUCCCGCAGGAGGAUAUUGAGCUUGCCUUGCAGGUCCUUGAUCGUCUCAGCUUGCGUGGCGUGCCGAUUUUUAACUUCAAAAUUUUCAACAUGCUCUACCGAGUAGUCGACACUCCUACGAAACCGCCCACAGUGCCUUCAGAAGAUCAGGAGCCGCUAGACCAGGCUACGAGUGGUAAAGAGUGGACCAAGGCUCAGCGGCUCAUGCUGAACCGGCUAUCGAAGAUUGUUUCGGCCGCGGAGGUUCCAUUCGACGUGGAAGAGGCACGACAGCUGAUGUUGACCCAGUUUCGAUGCGAGGAUUAUGAUGGUUUCUGGCGUAUCUGGCGCCAGUUACCCCUGAAAGGUGCUUGCCGCACGCAAGAGGACUACCGGCAACUGUUCCAGCUGCACGCAGACCUCGGCGAAGAGGGUCGCGCGCGAGACUGUCUAUCGACAUGGGUACCCAUGAUGGAUCGAGAGUCUACCGCCGUUGAGCUGAAGGGUCCUAUUGUGACUUCUAUCAUGCAUUGCCUGCUGGUGGCAGACCCGAAUAUCCAGAACCGGGUCGAUGAUGGGUCUCCCAGCUACUUCCUGGACCUUUGGAGACGAUGCCAGAAGGCGCUUGUACAGCCCAGCUUUUGA